Neltuma alba is the source of this 768-nucleotide messenger RNA. RefSeq names its product dormancy-associated protein homolog 3. Bases 87 to 473 code for a protein of 128 amino acids. The record is from RefSeq and is a predicted model, not a curated record. The transcript has 3 exons. Lineage: Eukaryota; Viridiplantae; Streptophyta; Magnoliopsida; Fabales; Fabaceae.
CGGUUGCUUCCAGCUUUAGUCCGGAACCUGGUCACUGAGGUAGCCGACGCGCUGGAUCUGCUGUAACUCGCUUGAUCCUGCUUACCAUGGGUCUCCUCGACCAGUUGUGGGAUGAUACCGUUGCCGGGCCUCGGCCGGAGAACGGUCUCGGCAAGCUCCGAAAGCACAACACCUUCAGUUAUCGAGAGAGUCCCGGCAAGGAAUCAGACGCCGGGAGCGUGAGAUCGAGCGGUGACGAGUCCUUGGAGGAGGCGACGAGAGUAACACGCAGUAUCAUGAUCGUGAAGCCGCCGGGGUACCAGAGUGGAUCGCCGCCGGUUUCGCCAGCUGGGUCUACUCCACCGGUCUCUCCGUUUUCGGGUAAGGGGGUAGAGAGCCCUUCCGGUUUCGAAGGAGGUCGACAUCGGAUGCGUACGAGAAGAGAGGCCAGAACAGAUCAAGCCCUUCUUCUCCUUUCGAUGUCUGAGAAGUGAGCAUCUCAGAAGCACGAAGAUGAUGUUCUGUUAUGUUUUCCUUUACCGUGGAUGUAUCCCUUUUUGUGUUAGAUGUGUGCGCGCGAGAUGAAGUUGUGCGGUGGUUUGUGUGGUGUGGACUGUGGAGCGGGUGGGUUGUGAGAUAUGUAGGUGCAUGAAGUAGGACUGAAUAGAGUAUAUUAUGUUUGUGUAUAUGGUCCCUCUUCAUAGGUUGGUGCUGUUCUAGAUUUUUCUUCUGCCUGUAAGUUUUUUGGCCUGAAUAUAGAUAAGAUUCUACCGGGUAGUUUCUGGAUCA